AUGACCGCCGAGACAGACCUUUCCAAAAUAUUCCCAAAAUCCACAGGGAUUAUGUCCUUCAAAGUAGAACAAAAUGAAUUAAUAUGUCAGUUUGCUGAACUGGUCAAGGCUUACUAUGAUAAAGUGCUUGCUUUGAUGCAGGCUGAGGAUCCUACACCCCUGACUAUCCCCAUGCAAAUAGUAUGGAGUCAAGAAUUUGCAGGACAAGAUAGUCGAGUACAACAACUCUCGCUUGUAACAGGCGAACAGUCCUCUGUUUCAUCAUUGAUGUUGGUGACAACUGACAAUGUUCUAACAGAUGUAGACAAACUGAAUUAUUCAGACGAUGCAGGUAUUAGAACAGUGUCUAUCCAAGUAGGAACGGAACGGUUCCCACAAGGGAAGGCUAUUGGACAUGGCUCUGAGAAAACAGGAUCUGUCUCUACUAUUGACCCUGAGAUGUAUGCAUUGAGUCAACAUAACAAGGAUUUCAAUGAUGUGAAGUUUGCGCCCACUAUGUCUGAUUUGAAAGGAUGGACUCUAGGAGACAAAAAGAUAAAACAUUGGUCAUUGUAA
Molecule: messenger RNA, 555 nt
Organism: Spizellomyces punctatus DAOM BR117
Lineage: Eukaryota; Fungi; Chytridiomycota; Chytridiomycetes; Spizellomycetales; Spizellomycetaceae
Exons: 1
Coding region: 1-555 (184 amino acids)
Source: RefSeq, a predicted model, not a curated record